Messenger RNA from Lathyrus oleraceus (garden pea), 941 nucleotides. RefSeq names its product glycolate oxidase. Gene Ontology annotation, cellular component: peroxisome. The transcript is spliced from 2 exons. Lineage: Eukaryota; Viridiplantae; Streptophyta; Magnoliopsida; Fabales; Fabaceae. Bases 54 to 941 code for a protein of 295 amino acids. Gene Ontology annotation, molecular function: (S)-2-hydroxy-acid oxidase activity; FMN binding. The record is from RefSeq and is a predicted model, not a curated record.
CUCCGAAGGGAACUCCUCUAAGGGACGAGCUGCAUAUCAAUGAAGGUUUGGAGAUGCAUGACAGUGCUAAACUUGAGCUACAUAGACAAGCUGAUAUGAACAUAAGUUUGCGCUCUGGUUUAAGUAGCCUUCCACAGCCCAAAAAUGAGUACCAAAUAGUGAUGCAACCUAUUAAGAAGAUGAUGAAAAUAACAAAUGUGAGCGAGUAUAAAGAAAUUACAAAGGAAAAGUUGCCAAAGAUGAUUUAUGACUACUUUGCAUCAGGGGCAGAGGAUCAGUGGACUUUGAAAGAGAACCGGAAUGCAUUCUCAAGGAUUAUGUUUAGGCCACGUGUUCUAAUCGAUGUAAGCAAGAUAGAUAUGACAACAACUGUUUUAGGAUUCAAAAUAUCAAAGCCUAUCAUGAUUUCUCCUACGUCCAUGCAUAAGAUGGCUUACCCUGAAGGAGAAUACGCUACUGCUAGAGCAGCAUCAGCAGCUGGCACCAUCAUGACACUAUCCACAGCGGUUUCUUCUAGUGUUGAGGAGGUUGCUUCAACAGGACCUGGUAUCCGUUUCAUCCAACUCUAUGUGUUUAAGGACAGAAAUAUAGUUACUCAGCUAGUGAGAGGAGCUGAAAAUGCUGGUUUCAAGGCAAUUGUCCUUAUUGUAGACACUGCAGUGGGUGGUCAUAGAGAGGCUAACAUAAAAAACAGAUUUACAUUUCCACCACACUUGAGAUUUAAGACUUAUGAAGCCAUGGUUCCUGAAAGGAUUAAAGACUCUAAUCCGGUCUCCAUUGUUAAAGGCCUAUAUGACCAAUCACUUAACUGGAAGGAUGUAAAAUGGCUUCAAACAAUAACCUCAUUGCCAAUAAUACUAAAGGGCGUACUUACUGCUGAGGAUCAGGCAUCGCAGUUAAAUGGUGCUCUUAAGGAGUCUUAUUCUAACUUCCAUAACUAA